GUGAAUCAUAGGAGCCUCUCAAAAUCCCACACUCUUCACUCUGUCCCUUUAAAUACCCCCACAAACCCUCUAUAAAAUAAAAAACCACAUCUCAAAACUCACAUCCAAAAUUCUGCUUUUAUCGCUUCGAUUUGUUUAAAACAUUAUGGGUUCAAAAAUUAACAAAAAAUUGGAUUAUGGUUACAAUGAUGAAAUAAUUAACCACUACAACACACCACACAAACUUUCUCUACCAACAACCAAACGGCCAUGUUUUUCAUCGGAGGCUCCAACACCGCCGCCACGAUCGGCAGCUAUAUCGAUACCGUUUAAGUGGGAGGAAGCACCAGGUAAGCCUAGACCUUGCCAUAGAGAAUUAUCAGAGGCAAAAGAAAGAGAAGAAGUAGUUAACAACAACAACGUUGUUAGAGCUUUGGAACUUCCUCCGAGGUUGUUGUUGUCUUUGGAGAGUAAUAAUGGUAAUAACAAUAAUGCGCCGUCGCCAACAACUGUUUUGGAAGGUCCUUACGUUGGAAGAGCCGUGUCUUUUACGACGUCGUAUAGGGAUAGUAAUAAGGAGAUUAGUAGUGGUGUGAAUUUCGGGUCCAGUAGAUGGGGUGGAUUGAAUUUGAAGGAAGAUAAUAGAAUUGAUCGUCAGGGUAGUUUUGACUUUUCAAGUUGGAGUGUUGAUGGUGUUGAUAAGGUCAAGAUUACAAGAGUUAGGAGAAGGGGAAGUUUCUCACGUGGAACUUCACAUUUUUGGGCAAGCAUUUAUGGAAGCUUUAAACAAGUGGUCCCAUGGAAGCGCAAACAAGAAAAGCAACAAGGAUCCAACAAAAUUGACAACGUUUGAUGAUGUUUAACUAAUGAAAUGUUACAACCGUCUCUCUUACCCUUUUCUACUAAAAAUAACACUACCACUUCUACCUGCAAAUUGACGGUGAAAUUGAUCUCUUCAGAUUAAUCGGUUUUUAGGUUGGAUAUUAAUUUUAUUUUA
Messenger RNA from Trifolium pratense (red clover), 976 nucleotides. RefSeq lists its product as uncharacterized. The transcript is spliced from 2 exons. The record is from RefSeq and is a predicted model, not a curated record. The coding region runs from base 146 to 832 and encodes 228 amino acids. Lineage: Eukaryota; Viridiplantae; Streptophyta; Magnoliopsida; Fabales; Fabaceae.